AUGGCGAGGAUUCAAUCGACCCUCUUGGGUCUCCUCGCCUUCACGAUCCCCACCAUUCAUGCUCUGCGCACUGUCCAGGGUUCACCAUGUACAUCGCUCUGUGGCGACACAUCAAACACCACAUCCAGCGAGAUAUCCUGCAUUGACUCGGCGUACAAUACGACGCAGACAGGCGAAACCUUCGAGAGCUGUGUCUCAUGUCUGCUUGAGAGUAACUUCCAAAAUGCGACGAGCGGAGAGACAGACGUGAAUUGGGGCUUGUACAAUCUGAGAUUUGCGUUCACCUCAUGUGUCUACGACUAUCCAGUGCCCGUCACCAAUGUGUCUACGCCCUGCCUGGUCUCAUGUACAACCCUGGGACCAGCGCUCGAGAUGCAAUUGACGGAUCCAGUUGGCAGCGAUCUCUCCAGCUUCUGUAAUUCGACUUUCUUUGCAGACAAUGUCGUGACAACAUGUGAGAAUUGUUAUACCUUAACGACGGAACAAGCAUAUCUCACAAAUUUCUUGGAAGCUGUCCGCUACAAUUGUCACUUUCCUAAUGACCCUGGCGUGGCGUAUUCUAUCACCCCCGAUCGUAUCUUCAACGAUACAGAACUACCGAGCACUACCAAUUCCUACGGCGCCACCACCUCAGCUACAUCUACUGGCGAAUCCAAUGUCAAGAAAUAUCUCACGGUCAUUAUUGUAAUGCCUAUUAUUGGGUUUUUGGCUAUCUCAGCCCUGACAGCUCUCUGCUGUUUCUGCCUCAUCCAGCGCCGACGCAGGCUCGCAGAAGAACGCCGCAGCAACCAGCGUAAUCGCUGGGCAACUGGAACUUUUACUGCGGCAUGGCAACCUGCCUGGACUAAUUAUCCCGGCUCACCGUACCAGCAACAAUUUGCAAUGGAGAGUACCGCUCCCUUUGGUUCGGCUCCGUUUGGCUCUGCUAUUCCGGGAAAGGGGUUCAACGUGGUUGAAUCUGACGGCAAGACGUACGAGGCGGGUUACUCGACACAGUACGUCACGCCUGUGAGUGAGGAUGGCUCCGAUAUGAAGCAAUCAUUCCAGUUCAGAAAUGAAUCUACAAGUACGCAAGGGCAGGACAUAAAACACGCAGAGAGCUACCAAGAAUUCUUCGCAUCGCCCGGGGCGCCCCAUGCAUUAUAA
Molecule: messenger RNA, 1146 nt
Organism: Talaromyces atroroseus
Lineage: Eukaryota; Fungi; Ascomycota; Eurotiomycetes; Eurotiales; Trichocomaceae
Exons: 3
Coding region: 1-1146 (381 amino acids)
Source: RefSeq, a predicted model, not a curated record